CCCUUGCCCUCCUAUUAAACUUACUGUCGUCUUCUUCGUUCUCCCCGAAAAGUAAAUCGCACUCUCGUCUCUCUUCUUCUGCUUUCAUCUCUCAGUUUUUGACUCUUUAUUAAAACAAAGAAACAGAGAGAAUCUCUCCGGCCGAUUACUUCUUCUUCUUCCUCCCUUCCCUGUUUCUUCUUUAUCAUCUUCUUUCCCUGCGCUUUCACCGACGAUGGCGGUUUUAACCCUCAGUUCCCUCCCCCUGGGCUUCCGAUUUAGACCCACCGAUGAAGAACUCAUCAACUUCUACCUCCGCUCCAAGAUCAAUGGAAAUCACGAAGAAGUCAGCGUUAUUCGCGAAAUCGAUGUCUGUAAAUGGGAGCCCUGGGAUCUUCCUGAUCUAUCGAUAAUAAAGACAAAAGAUCCCGAGUGGUUCUUCUUUUGUCCACAGGACAGGAAGUAUCCCAACGGGCACCGUUUGAAGAGAGCUACCGAUGCUGGCUACUGGAAGGCAACGGGUAAGGAUCGCAAAAUCAAGUCCGGAACAAACUUGAUUGGAAUGAAGAAGACAUUGGUAUUCUACAAAGGUCGUGCUCCUAAGGGAAAGAGAACCAAUUGGGUAGUACAUGAGUAUCGUGCCACUCUUAAGGAACUUGAUGGCACUAACCCUGGACAGAGUGCCUUUGUUCUCUGUCGUCUGUUUAAGAAACAGGAUGAAAGUAUUGAAGGGUCAAAUGGCGAUGAAGCUGAAGCUGCUAUUUCAUCCCCUACCACAGCUGACUCAUCUCCUGGACCUGGAGACUCCCAUUCAGAGCCAAUACUUCCUUUAGUUUCUCCAUCAUUGCCGGGGCGGGCUGAAAGUUCUGAUGAAGUGGCAUCCGAAACAGUCGAACAUCCUGAUGGUUCAGCUGAAAUCUCUUGUUUUGAUUCAUAUAAUGCAGAAAUGGAUCCUCAUCCAUAUGAAAAGAAGAAUUACUGUGUUUCAGAGGAUGAACCACUUGAUAGCAAACUGUUUUCCCCCUUGCGCUCGCAGCUGCAAGCAGAGCUAGGAUCAUCUGGCAUAUACUAUUCCGAUAGCAAUUACUUGAACUUCGACGGAAAUGCAAAUGCAGUGCAGCAGUUACAGAGUGGGACAGAGGAGUCAGAUUAUAUCUAUCAGUUUAUAGACUCUUUCGACUGUAAUUUGGAUGAUUUUGCUCUUGAAGACUUCCAGAUUCCGAAUAAUACAAUGGCUAGCUUGGACUACCGAUUUUAUGGCGAAGUGGAGGCUGAAAAUUCUAAAAAAUCACAGGUUAUGUCAGAGUUGGAAAGCUCAAUUUGUCUGGAGGAUAUAGACAGGAAGAUUCCUAUUAUUGAACAUACGGAAACUGCACCAACAGAACAAGGUCAAUUUUUUAAUCCAUCUGGGAGCCUUCCGGAAUCAUGCAAUCAAUUGUCUGCAGCAGGAAGUACCGAUGCUACAGCUGGAAUUCAGAGAAUUAGUCGCCGGCAAAGAAGUCAGCAGCAACACAAUGAGUUUUCUGCAUCUCAGGGGACUGCGCCAAGAAGGCUACGAUUGCAAAGGAUACUUGCAGCGCCAUCCUCACGCUCUAGCAAAAUGUGUAGUGCGAGUGGUGGAAGGCGGGAUGAUGAUCCCCCAUCAAUCUCUAGCAAGGAGAAAAAAGCUUCAGAAAACAAGAGUAUUGGAGGGGUAUGUGGGAGUGAUGAUGGUUUUGAUGAUGUGAAACAGCCCCAGAUGAGGACUGAGGCUGCUGAGUCAGGGGUGAGCAGUGGUAAAGCCUCCCAGGAAGCGAGUUCAAAGUCAGUGGCAAGCUAUAGCUCAAAGAUUGGUUUCUUAACUGGGAAAAGAAGAUUGGCGAAGGCACUGCCACCUUCAGUUCUUUCAUACGUUUCUAUAGUUAGGCUUGUUGUUGUAGUAUUGUCCAUAAUUUUUAUUAGCAUUUGGAAGUGGUGUAAGCGCGACCAGCGUGGGUACCCUGUCUCACCCUUCCGUUAAGCCUUCAUAGUUUUUUAUGGCCUUCCCUUCAUGGGGGUAGCAGAUUAGGAUUGUGAGAGGCAUGUAUGUGGUCAAUGUGGAUAUUUAGUUUGGGCCUAAUGUAUGUUUUUAUGCACCGUCCUCAGGACUCGGGAGUCCCAUGUUUUUGUAUAAAACAGCAUCAUCACUCUUCUCCACUCUCUUUUCUUUAAGGUGUUUUGUGUGUAAAUUUAGCUGCCUGCUUUUA
This is a messenger RNA of Cucurbita maxima (winter squash), 2204 nucleotides long. Its product is annotated as NAC domain-containing protein 91-like. The transcript is spliced from 7 exons. Gene Ontology annotation, biological process: regulation of DNA-templated transcription. The record is from RefSeq and is a predicted model, not a curated record. Gene Ontology annotation, molecular function: DNA binding. The coding region runs from base 215 to 1978 and encodes 587 amino acids. NCBI's taxonomy places the organism in Eukaryota, Viridiplantae, Streptophyta, Magnoliopsida, Cucurbitales, Cucurbitaceae.